This is a messenger RNA of Oppia nitens, 1060 nucleotides long. RefSeq names its product electron transfer flavoprotein subunit beta-like (gene Etfb). The transcript has 3 exons. The coding region runs from base 139 to 906 and encodes 255 amino acids. NCBI's taxonomy places the organism in Eukaryota, Metazoa, Arthropoda, Arachnida, Sarcoptiformes, Oppiidae. Gene Ontology annotation, molecular function: electron transfer activity. Gene Ontology annotation, cellular component: cytosol. The record is from RefSeq and is a predicted model, not a curated record.
AAAUAAAAUAAUUAAAGACUUUAUUUUGUAAAUCAUUUGUUGAUAACUUGCGGAUCAAAGUCUUGCGUUUCUCUCAUAUCUCUCUCAAAGAGAUUAAAAAAGAGUACAAAUUUUGAGCACAAGUUGUGGUGACUAACGAUGGGAUCCUUAAGAAUAUUAGUCGGAUGUAAGCGAGUCAUCGAUUAUGCCGUUAAGAUUCGUGUCAAACCAGACAAGAGAGGUGUGAUCACCGAAGGUGUCAAACAUUCACUCAAUCCAUUCGAUGAGAUUGCCAUCGAAGAAGCGGUUCGUCUGAAGGAGAAGAAGUUGGCCCAAGAGAUUGUGGCCGUCAGUAUCGGUCCGACUGCUUGUCAGGAAACGCUAAGAACUGCGUUAGCGAUGGGCGCCGAUCGGGCCAUUCAUGUGGAGGUCGACGACAAGUCCUACGAGACAUUGCAACCGAUUCAUGUGUCGAAAAUUUUGGCCAAAUUGGCCGCUCAGGAGAAAAUCGAUGUCGUGAUUGUCGGCAAACAGGCCAUCGAUGAUGAUAGCAAUUCUUCGGCACAAAUGACUGCCUCGUUGUUGGGUUGGCCGCAAGCGACCAAUGCGUCCAAAGUUGAUAUUAGCGGCACUGAUGCGACCGUUACUCGCGAAGUGGACGGUGGUCUCGAAACUAUUAAAUGCAAACUACCGCUUGUCAUAAGCGCUGACCUUCGGCUCAAUGAACCGCGUUAUGCAACACUUCCUAAUAUUAUGAAAGCAAAGAAGAAACCGAUAGACAAGAAAAAGGCGACCGAUUUGGGUGUCGACGUCGAGCCAAGGAUUGAGAUAUUGAGUGUCGAAGAGCCGCCUAAACGAGAGGCCGGAACUAAAGUCGAAUCAGUCGACGAUUUGCUUAAUAAACUCAAACAAUUGGGAAGAAUCUGAUUAUAUUGAAUAUACUCUACACUUAACAAACAAUUAUUGUUUUUCAAAUGGUUUAUACAAAAAAAGUUUUUAAUGCAAAUUAUAGUUAAAUGUUUCUAAUCUUUAUUUUUUAAUAAAUGAUAUUUUAAUUGAAUUGAAAUAUUUUUGUUGCUAA